Cyphellophora europaea CBS 101466 is the source of this 2280-nucleotide messenger RNA. RefSeq lists its product as uncharacterized. Gene Ontology annotation, molecular function: DNA-binding transcription factor activity, RNA polymerase II-specific; zinc ion binding. The transcript has 3 exons. The record is from RefSeq and is a predicted model, not a curated record. Gene Ontology annotation, cellular component: nucleus. Lineage: Eukaryota; Fungi; Ascomycota; Eurotiomycetes; Chaetothyriales; Cyphellophoraceae. The coding region runs from base 1 to 2280 and encodes 759 amino acids.
AUGUCGGGCAACGACGACCGUGGCGAGCAGUCUGACCUUGGUCCCAACACUCCGUAUCCCCCUGGCGCGUCGGCGCAGUACCCUCACCCUCAGACCUCGUACGCUUACCCUCCCAACAACGACUAUCCUCCUCUACCCGAUCAUGACCUGGGUCUCUCUGGUCAGGGCUACUCUCAGCCGCUGCAGCACAACCUCGCUGCGCAACUGCAAGAUGCCGCUCAGAGUGCGUCGGCCAGAAAUGGCGAAGGUAUGCGCGUGAACACCAAUGGCACUGGUCUCGCGGGCAUGGCUCCUCCGCAACCCCAAGGCGCGCCAGCCUUCUCGCCUGGCGGACCACGCUCUAGCGUAGACGAGACUCCCGACAGCGGUACUCCCGGCGAUCCCAAGAGUAAGAGAGGGAAGGCUUCACAGGCUUGCGACGAGUGCCGGCGCAAAAAGACCAAGUGCAUCACCACGAUUGAUGAGCAUGGCGUGCCGACAACCUGCACUAGCUGCGCUAAGGCCAAUCUCGACUGUCAGUACAGCCGUCAGCCACUGAAGAGAGGACCAAACAAGGGAUACAUCAAGGACCUUGCAGACCGUGUUCAGCAAGUUGAGAGCUUGUUGCCUGUCUAUCGUCAAUCGUUCGACGGUGAUAUGUUUGGUGGUAGCGGCGACGAGCCUAUGUCCGGCCGGCGAAACUAUUCCCUCCCCGGUGGACGCGCUUCUUUCUCCGGCCCUGACUUUGGUCGAGAGCGACUCGAAAGUCUUGGCGCCUUCAACAAUCCCAUGGCAACCUCGACACCUCGUGCACGAGAUCGCUUCAGCAUCGCCGUUCCACCAGAUCAAACCGUCACAGUCGACACCACCAACUACUACGACGAGAUGGAUCCCCGUCCGGCGAAGCGUUUGAAGAUGGAAUCCGAGAAGCUUCCUUAUCUUCCACCUCUUUCAGUUCAGUCUUCCGAUUUCUCUAAGUACUACGAGACGAUCCACCCUCAGUUCCCUAUCCUUCCCGAUGCUAGUGAGACUACUCUCCUGGUGGUCAUGAACGCUAGUAUUGACCUGCAGCACGCUAUCAUCGCCGCCAUCAACGUUUUGCCUACUGCUGCACCAUCGCAAGAGAACGGCCCUACCACGACUCAAGCACUGCAGUCCGCUAUCCCAGAUAUGAAAGAGAUGAUGGAGCGUUUGGGCGACAUCUUCGAAGAUCAGCUCGUCUCAACUCCCAACGCUCUUGUCUAUGUCUGGGUCACAUCUCUCCUCGUCAUCCACAACGAGUACGCCGUCGACAUGUUCUACAACGCUGGCCCGCUUGCGAGCCACGCGCUUGUCCGCAAGUAUGAGACCGUUCUCGAGCGGUUGAGAGAUCCCAAGCAGGUUGGCUCAUUGAUUACUGAAGACAAGAUGCAAGGUCUCGACACUGACAUGCUGCAAGAGAUGGCCGCGCGUACCCGCUGCAUGGCUCUGCUGCAGAACAAACUCACACUCAUGGCGUCGGGUCGUACCAAUCCUCUCGAUAAGUACGUCUGGGUUACCAACGAGGACAUUGGUGCAGCCGCUUCCCUCUCCGAGUCUGCCAAGUUCAUGGCCUACAUCACCAAGUCCCUGGCAUGGGCCAUCAAUCUUCAACACAACCGCGUGUGGGAUCAUCCAGUGGGAUUGGAUCUCAAGGAUGCCAUGAGUGAGCAGCUUGAACAUACCGCUCUUCGCACUCAUACCGACGUUACAAGCCCUCUGUUCCAACAGGUCGAAGAGUACCUCAAGACCUACACCGCGCGCACUACAGAACAGCCUAAUACCCUUGCUUGCCUGUUCCCCGCUGCCAAACUCGCCGAGAAGCUGGGCAACACCCCUCAGACCUACAGCCCUCUCGACAUCCACCUCUUCAGCAUCUGCGUCUUCACCUUCCUCGAGUGCCUCGCACUGCCUGCCGGCCCAAGAAACGACUUCGCAGCUCCUGUUGCGCAAUCUGGUCUCAACUCUAUCCGCCCAUUGCUACAGCAGAGGGCUGCGGCUGCAGCUGCUUCGCGCUCUCCGGCCGACAAGGUCUUCUGGGGCACCAUUGAUGGCAAGGAGGUUGUCAAGAAGAGCUGGAUGGAGGCGCUCCUAACUCACAUUGACAUUUGCGAGGCGCGUAGCUUUGUCAAUGAGAACACCGCGAAGUAUGGCGAGCGACUCCAGGAUGUGACCGGUAACUUUGGUCAGCUUCUCGACUACGGCUAUCUCACUGUGCUGGGCUUCUACUCCACCAUCGUGGCGAGAGCGGAGAUGGAGGGUGAGGUCGCACCCGCGGCUUAG